AUGGCAGUGUUAAUUUUUCUAUUUUUGUUUGCAUUUGGAGACUGUCUACCUUUUAAUGUGUCAUCAGAAUUCUACUCAUCCUCUACUCCUGAGACUCGAGACGAAUGGGAGCGUAUCGUGGGCGGAACCAAAGCACCCAAUGGCUCAAUCCCCUACCAGGCCUCGUUAAGGGUAUUCGGAGUUCGGCAUUUCUGUGGAGCUUCUGUUAUAACUCCGAGGAUCAUAUUGACAGCUGCACACUGUUUGGAGAGUAUGUUACCAAGCUACUACCAAGCUGUAGUAGGCACGAACCAACUGCGAACAGGAGGUAAAGCUUACAACAUCCGAAAAAUGGUCAUGCAUGAAGAAUACGAUUCUUAUACACUAAAGAACGACAUUGCCUUACUGUUCACUGAAAAGGAGAUGGAGUUUGACUCUAAUGUUGAUGCCGUGGAGUUAAAUGACGAGCCUGUUAUGAAGGGAGAGGAUGUGAUGUUGACUGGUUGGGGGGCUACCUCGUAUCCAGGUCAUGUUCCAAACGAUCUAAUGCAGCUGGAUCUUAAGUCGAUUUCAUUAGAGGAGUGCCAGGAAGCACACAAGGACACCGACGCAGUGUUUGACACUAAUAUCUGUGCGGGGACCAAGACCGGGGAAGGAGCUUGCUUUGGAGAUUCCGGUGGGCCCUUGGUAAGAGAGGGCCGGCAAAUUGGCAUUGUGUCGUGGGGUAUACCCUGUGCCAAGGGUAAACCCGAUGUUUAUACCAAGGUAGAAGCCUACAUGCGUUGGAUAGAGACGACCCUUUACGAUGAUGAUGAAGAGCAUUUGAGGUACCUGAAGAACCACAAGAAUUUCAAGGGAAGAGCAACUAACCGUCACUAG
Arctia plantaginis is the source of this 858-nucleotide messenger RNA. The record is from the annotation of a GenBank genome assembly. NCBI's taxonomy places the organism in Eukaryota, Metazoa, Arthropoda, Insecta, Lepidoptera, Erebidae.